AAUGCGCUUCCCCAGAAAGCUUGAGCCGCCAUGGCCUUGAUCAAGAAGGUACCAAAGACCUUUCUCCUCAGCCUCGCCUACCUGCUAUGUGUUGCUACCCUCUCCCAUGCCACCUCGCUUAGCUUCAGCUACAACUUCUCCACUCCUGGCGCCCUCACCAGCCCCGACCUCAAGUACAUGUCCAACGCCACAGCCGCCGGCGAUCGGGUUGACCUGACGAAGAACAGGAACUGGAGCACGGGGCGGCUGGCGUACGGGCGCCCGGUGCAGCUCUGGGACGACACCGGCAAGGUUGCCAGCUUCACCUCCAACUUCACCUUCGUCAUAAAGUCGCUCGACCGCAGCGCUCAGGCAACUCAUCCGAUCCAAAGAAUUUCUGGAGCUUCUGUUAGGAGCCCACACACCUGACGUGCU
Panicum virgatum (switchgrass) is the source of this 414-nucleotide messenger RNA. RefSeq names its product bark leucoagglutinin-like. NCBI's taxonomy places the organism in Eukaryota, Viridiplantae, Streptophyta, Magnoliopsida, Poales, Poaceae. The record is from RefSeq and is a predicted model, not a curated record. Gene Ontology annotation, molecular function: carbohydrate binding. Bases 31 to 408 code for a protein of 125 amino acids. The transcript has a single exon.